AGUGGGCGGGCCCCGAGCUUGGUGUGUGAGGAGCGAAGGCAGCUGUGAGCUGGGCUGGGGGCGGUGUCGAAUGUGCAUGGUUUGUGGAAAGGGCCCUGGACUUGGAAUUAGAAGACCUGAAUUCAAGUCCUGGCCGUGCCACUUAUUAAUUAUGUGGUCUUCGGUGAAUCCCUUCACCUCUCUGAACCUCAGUUUCUUCAUGUGUAAGAUGAGAAGGAUGGACUUGAUCUCCUUCCAACUCUGGCAUUUAUUGUGUUCUAUUCAUCCCCUAGCUAUGGGGCUCCUGUUGGAUUCACACAGGCGUCGGGCCUUGGCACGGUUGCUUCUGCGCCUAAACACUCCACUCUGUGUGGUGAGCUACAUGGCUGGUGUGAUCUGGUUCCUGGGCCUGGCCUUCUCACCACUGACCCAGAAUACAUACAUAUCAGAGAAUGCUAUGGGUUCCACUAUGGUAGAGGAGCAGUUUGAAGGUGGAGAACAUGCUCUCAGUUAUGCCAGAGAUUUCAUUGCCCAACGCAGGAAAACAGGAAGCUUGCCUGUGACCUGGCUGGAGCGGACCAUGCGUUCUGUGGGCCUGGAAGUUUAUAGUCAGAGCUUCUCCCGAACAUUGCCCUUCCCUGAUGAGACCCAUGAGCGAUAUAUGGUGUCAGGUACCAAUGUGUAUGGGAUUCUACGAGCUCCAAGAGCAGCCAGCACUGAAUCACUGGUGCUUAUUGUGCCCUCCAGUCCUGGAACCCUCAAUGCUCAGGCAGUAGGACUGCUGUUGUCCUUGGCAACUUACUUCCGGAGUCAGAUUUACUGGGCCAAAGACAUCAUCUUCUUGGUGACAGAGCACGAUUUGCUGGGCACAGAGGCGUGGCUAGAAGCCUACCAUGAUGUCAACAUUACCGGGAUGCAGUCAUCUCCACUUCGGGGCCGGGCAGGAGCCAUCCAGGCAGCAGUGGCUUUAGAACUGAAUAGUGACGUGGUCACCAGCCUGGAUGUAGCUGUGGAGGGGCUGAAUGGGCAACUUCCUAACCUGGACCUUCUUAAUCUCUUCCAUGCCUUCUGCCAGAAGGAGGCUCUGCUCUGCACCCUGCAGGGGAAGUUGCAACACUCAGACUGGGCAUCUCUGGGAGGCUCCCUUCAUGGACUACAGACAUUGAUGCUUAUGGUACUGCGUCAAGCUUCUGGCCGCCCUCAUGGUCCCCAUGGGCUUUUCCUGCGCUACCAUGUAGAAGCCAUCACCCUCCGUGGUAUCAACAGCUUCCGCCAGUAUAAAUAUGACAUGACCUCUGUGGGCAAGACCUUGGAGGGUAUGUUCCGCAAAUUGAACAAUCUUCUGGAGCGACUGCACCAGUCCUACUUUUUCUACCUCUUGCCAUCACUGUCACGCUUUGUCUCCAUUGGUCUCUACAUGCCUGCCAUAGGCUUCCUGCUUUUCAUUCCUGGUCUAAAGAUAUCCUUUCUUGUGUGACAGGACCAUGCCCUGGAACUGUGGGUGAAACUCAAUAAGGUGGACUUUGGCCCUGAGGAUCGGUCAGGCCUCAAUCACAGCCCUCCUCAACUUAUUGGACAGGAAAACCGAGGUGUGGCCCUUACCCCUCUGGUAGCCCCUGUGCUGAUAUCUCAGGCCACUGGUUUGGCCCUCUACUUGCUGCCUGUCAUGGGCCAGCAUGUGGCUGCCCAACACUUCCCUGUGGCUGAGGCUGAGGCUGUGGUGCUCACACUACUUGCCAUCUAUGUGGCUGGCCUGGCCUUGCCUCACAGCACCCACCGGGUAGUGAGCACUUCUCCUCGAGGCCCAGAUAGUGGAUGGAUGGCCCUGAAGCUCCUAGCUCUACUCUACCUGGCACUACAGCUGGGCUGUAUCUCCCUCUUCAACUUCUCACUGGGGUUCUUGCUUGCUGUUACUAUGGUGCCUGCUGCUGCCCUCACCCAGCCCAGUGGACCCAGGCUUCUGUAUGCUGUAUUGCUAGUGCUGGUGAGCCCAGGGGCCACCCUCCUGGGCAGCCUUUUCCUGUGGCGGGAACUGCAGGAAGCACCCCUGACACUUGCUGAGGGUUGGCAGCUGUUCCUCAGUGCUCUGGCCCAAGGUGUCUUGGACCACCACCUCUAUGGUGCCCUGCUUUUCCCACUACUCGCCCUAGGCCUCUACCCCUGCUGGUUACUCUUUUGGAAUGUCCUCUUUUGGAAAUAGUUACACUGUCCCCCUACUUGCCUAUCCCCAUCCCCUCACUAUCCCUCGGGCUUACUGAAACCAAGAGGGAGCUGAGGAAAUAGUCCCUUCCAUGUCUGUGGUGAAGAAUUUUGUAAAUGUACAUACAUUUGGAUGGGCCCUUAGAGGCCAUCCAGUCCAACCUCAUCUUUCAGAGGGAAAAACAGUAUUGAAGUGGGGAGAAGUACCGCACUUAGGUAACAGAGCUGGGGCUUUAACUCGGGCCAUACCACAGGCCAAAGUUUUUUGGGGGACAUCCUCACAGCUUCCGGGAAUCAUUACUUCAAUACUUCUGGGGAUCAGUUAACCCAGGUCCAAAACUUACUGCUGGAAAGAAGUAGGACUGUGUGGCUGCCUACAGUGGGGGCAGGGAGGCUGAGGAGGGGAAAGGAGAGGGCUAUACAUGCCCCAGAGCAGCAGUUCAGUUGGGUUGCUUUGGGAGGCUCUCUCAAUGUGUUUCUCUCCCAUCCCAUGGAAAUAAACAGGUUUGGGGGGUUU
Molecule: messenger RNA, 2695 nt
Organism: Monodelphis domestica (gray short-tailed opossum)
Lineage: Eukaryota; Metazoa; Chordata; Mammalia; Didelphimorphia; Didelphidae
Gene: GPAA1
Product: glycosylphosphatidylinositol anchor attachment 1
Biological process (GO): attachment of GPI anchor to protein
Cellular component (GO): membrane; GPI-anchor transamidase complex
Source: RefSeq, a predicted model, not a curated record